Dimorphilus gyrociliatus is the source of this 1268-nucleotide messenger RNA. The record is from the annotation of a GenBank genome assembly. Lineage: Eukaryota; Metazoa; Annelida; Polychaeta; Dinophilidae.
GUAUAGUUUCGCAUCUUAUAUCAACAAUGGCGGUCGUCUGUGCCAAUCGGAUCUUCUCCAGUUUAAACCGAUUUGGCCAAACUUGUAGCCUAAUUCAGACCGGGAGUCAACGUAGAAAAAUUUCGAAAAUUGUAAAUGAGCCUGGAGUUAGACCAGAAUUUGGUAUACUCUUCGAUAUUGAUGGAGUAAUAGUUCGGGGAAGACAAACUCUACCAAGAGCAAAAGAUGCGUUUAGAUUAUUAACAGACGAGAAUAGAGAGUUUUGGGUUCCAACCGUUUUUGUUACAAACGCCGGAAGUGCACUACGUCAAGCAAAGGCUGCUCAACUAUCCAAAUGGGUAAAUGCUGAGGUAACGGAAAAUCAAGUGGUUAUGUCGCAUUCUCCCUUGAAAUUAUUUAAUCAAUUAUUUCAUAAACACGUUUUGGUUACUGGACAAGGGCCUGUUAGGGAAAUUGCAAGGAAUUUAGGAUUUCAACGAGUUACAACAAUAGAAACAUUACGUCAAGCCUUUCCUAACUUGGAUAUGGUUGACCAUUCCCGACGGAGAGCUGCACCCUGUGCGUUUGAAAAGUAUUUUCCUCCAAUAGAAGCUGUAGUUCUAUUUGGAGAACCUAUUAGAUGGGAAACUAACCUGCAGUUAAUUAUAGACGUUUUAUUAACAAAUGGUCGGCCGGAUAAGGCACCAGAAAAACUACCAGAUCCUCAUAUACCUGUUCUUGCUUGCAAUACAGACUUGCAAUGGAUGGCCGAAGCUUGCAUGCCAAGACUAGCUCAUGGGUCAUUCUUAUUAUGUUUAGAAAGUUUAUACAAGAAGAUAAGUGGAAUGGACUUGAAAUAUACAUCUUUGAUUGGAAAGCCAAAUGAAAUAACUUAUCAUCAUAGUGAAUGCGUGUUACAAGAAGAAGCUCAAAAAAUAGGUAUUGAUAAAUCAUUGAGAAGAAUAUACUUCAUUGGAGAUAAUCCCGAUGUUGAUGUUUAUGGAGCUAAUCUCUACAACCAAUUAAUCGCGCUAAGGAGGCAGGGUCAAAAGAGAGUUGCUGGGGGAGAAGACAUCAUAGAAGAUGAUGACAAGUGGGUCGAUGAAUGUAAUAGUGUACUCGUAUGUACUGGUGUUUAUAAUGACAUGAGAGACUAUAACUCCCAAAGGGAAAUCUCAUAUGUUCACAGAGAUUAUACAGCUGAUCCAAGGUUAAGAAAACCUAAAAUGGUAGCUGUUGACGUAUAUGAGGCAGUUCAUAUGAUACUAAAAAAAGAAGGACUAUUAUAA